AUGAGAUCAAAGCUCACAUCUUGGAAUUCCAGAUUCCUCUCGCAGAGUGGCAGAUUAGUUCUUUUGAGAGACGCAAUUUCCUCCAUACCAGUUUAUUAUAUGUCUGUGUUUAAAGCACUAGUGGGCGUGGUAGGGGAAUUCGAAAAACUGAUGCGGUCGUUUCUGUGGGGAAGUGAUCAAGGGAGGAAAAGAAUCUCUUGGGUGGCAUGGGAGCAAAUCUGCAAAAGCCAACAAUUAGGUGGACUUGGCCUUGGUUUCUUAGGGUGGAAGAAUAAAGCGUUGCUCUUGAAGUGGGCAUGGAGGUUUGGCAAGGAAAAAGAGGCAUUUUGGAGGAAAGUUGUGUGUUCUAAAUAUGGCUGGAAUGAAAAUGCCUUGGUCCUUCAUCUGACGGUGGACGGAUUCUCAAAUUGCUCAUUGCUCAUUCUGGAUUUAUUGAAAAAUCUGCUUGCUGAUGAAAUCAUGGCUAAAGCUUUUAGAGAAUCCCUCCUCUGCAAGCUAGGUUCAGGGAAACACAUUCGCUUUUGGCUUGAUCCUUGGGAGGAAUCUGUACCCUUGAGAAUAAUGUUCCCUCGACUUUUCGCCAUAGCUUCAAAUAGGAAUGUAGUAAUUCGUGAUAUUGGAAGCUUCAUUGGCCGGAAGUGGCUUUGGGCGGUGGAGUUUAAAAGACCAUGCUUUGGGUGGGAAUUGGAAGAAAAAACUAGAUUGUUUCAAUUCAUCAACGUUGUCCUUCCGAGUCAGGGGGAAGAUAGUAUUUUUGUGGCUUGGUGA
Lotus japonicus is the source of this 768-nucleotide messenger RNA. RefSeq lists its product as uncharacterized. The transcript has a single exon. The record is from RefSeq and is a predicted model, not a curated record. Lineage: Eukaryota; Viridiplantae; Streptophyta; Magnoliopsida; Fabales; Fabaceae. The coding region runs from base 1 to 768 and encodes 255 amino acids.